Molecule: messenger RNA, 858 nt
Organism: Musa acuminata AAA Group (dessert banana)
Lineage: Eukaryota; Viridiplantae; Streptophyta; Magnoliopsida; Zingiberales; Musaceae
Product: SNF1-related protein kinase regulatory subunit beta-3
Exons: 4
Coding region: 302-727 (141 amino acids)
Molecular function (GO): protein binding
Source: RefSeq, a predicted model, not a curated record
UUUAGACCCCGAAACAACGUUCCGUUUUCUUCAAGCACGACGCUUAUCGGAUCGGAUCCGGCCAUUUCUUUGUUCGCCUUAUUCCGUCCUUUGCACCGUUCAUGCCCUAAUCGAAGGGGGAGAAAGGGAAGAAGAACAAGGGAGGAACAGGUGGUCUACCGAGGAAAUCGCCGGACACCGGAGCCCUUACCACCGGCAGAGACAGAGGAUCUGACGUCAUCGCCCACCGACUGAGACGCAGCGCUGUCGCUUUCCUCUUCGAUGCUACACCGUCGUCUCUCCAGAUCGCGGGCAGAUUUCCAUGGCGAAUGGAGAGUGGAGCUGUUGCGUCCUGGCGUUGAGAUUGUUCAUGCAUAUCACUGUUGCUGUCACUCGGCUUUCCCGAAUCAUGGAUCGCACCGAUGGAGAUGAUCAUGAAGGAGGCAGUGUCGUAGGCUUCGAAGUACCAAGGUCGCCCGAUUCAAGCUACAACAACCCGAUACCGGGAAAUGAAGAUGAAGCUCGAGAGCCUCCACUUGUUCCUCCUCAUCUGCACCAUACCUUGCUGAACUACCCCCACGGCCAAGACGAUCCAAGCAGUCUUUCCAUGCCUCAAAAUGUGAUCCUGAAUCACCUCUACAUAGGGAACCAAGAUGGCCCGAGAUCUGUUGUAGCUCUAGGGAUCACCCACCGUGUCCGGUCAAAGUACGUUACAGUUGUGCUCUACAAGCCAGUCCAGAGAAGGUGAACUCCAUUUUCUUUUGUCGAUUGGGUUAAUAUUCAUGAGAGCCUGACUGCUGUGGCUGUGACCAAACUGACAAAGUGGAAACCCAUUCUACAAUUACUCAUCUGCAUAAAUGGAUCUGAUUCUCCUUAUCA